AUGAAAACCCGCAACGAAGAGCUCGAUAAAAGCGCUAGCGAACAAAAAACUUUCGCUAAAAGGGCUGAAAAAAAGGCCCCUAUCGAGCACGUCAUUGGCAAGCCCGCGUCCUCGAUAACUUGGAAGCUUUCGAAGAAUACUUCUUUACAGAACGCCAACGGACCGUUCGAGGUUACCGACAACGUCUACAGCAGCUUCAAACUCAAGCUCCCCGAUUCAAUGAAGGUUCACCUAGUCUUCUACUCCGGACGAUUACGAAAAGCUUUUAAUGACCCCACCUCCGGGCAAAUCAUUCUUGAACCUGACUCGAUUAAUAUCACUAGCGAACUUGAGUACGAAGUGGAGAACAUCUUAGCCGUACGCUAA
Drepanopeziza brunnea f. sp. 'multigermtubi' MB_m1 is the source of this 366-nucleotide messenger RNA. Lineage: Eukaryota; Fungi; Ascomycota; Leotiomycetes; Helotiales; Drepanopezizaceae. The record is from RefSeq and is a predicted model, not a curated record.